GUGACAUCAAAUAAACCGGUCCUCCCUUCCUCACAUUUGUUGCUUUCAGCGAGGCUGCCAUCCUCCCAUAAAAUUAAUUGACAUAGCGGGCUCUCUGUUAUAUAAUAACAAGAUGAAGCUGUCACGCAGGCCAUUCACGUGCGUGCAGUGCCUGCUCUCGCGGCCGCAGCAGCCUCGACCGCGUCAGUUCCACGGCAGCUCCCGCCUCCGCUCCGCCGCCGCCGCCACUGCCGACCCGGCAACCAUCCGGCCGACGAUCGCCCCCAAGGCCGUCGUCGACAUCAAGCACAUCCGGCAGAACCCGGCGCUGUACGAGCGCAACUGCGUCGAGCGCAACUACAAGGCGCAGGCGGCCUACCCGGCCCGCAUCAUCGAGCUCUUCGACCAGUGGCAGGCGCGCCAGCGCGACGGCCGCGCCCUCCGCGAGCGGUCCAACCUGCUCCGGCGCGAGCUCGCCAACCCGGCGACGACACGCGGCGACUCCGGCGGCGACGAGGAGGCCGCCGCGCUGCGGGACCUGCGCGCGCGGCCCCGCGACGCCGUCCUCGCCGAGGCGCGCGACCUCAAGGACCGCAUCGCUGUCAUCGAGGCCGACGAGGGCGCCCUGACCGACGAGAUGCAGCGCCUCGCCGUCGCCAUCCCCAACCUGACCAGCGACGCCACGCCGCGCGGCUCCGAGCCCUUCGUGCUGGGCUACAUCAACGAGCACCCCGAGGGCGAGGCCGCCGCGGCGUCGGACCGCAUCUGGCGCUCGCACGUGCACAUCGGCGCCGAGCUGGGCCUGCUCGACUUCGCCGGCGCGGCCACGACCAGCGGGUGGGGCUGGUACUACCUCCUGGGCGAGGCGGCGCAGCUGGAGCAGGCCCUGGUGGCGUACGCGCUGGCGACGGCGACGCGCUCCGGCUGGACGCAGGUCAGCGCCCCGAGCGUCGUGUACGGCCACAUGGCGGCGGCGUGCGGGUUCCAGCCCCGCGACGCCCACGGCGAGCAGCAGGUCUACGGCAUCGCGCAGUCGCGCGCCGACGCCGAGCGCGGGCGACCCGAGCUCGUGCUCGCCGGCACGGCCGAGAUCCCGCUCGCGGGGAUGAAGGCCGACGCCGCGCUCGACGAGUCGGAGCUGCCCCUGCGCCGUGUCGGCGUGUCGCGCUGCUUCCGCGCCGAGGCCGGCGCCCGGGGAGUCGACACAAAGGGCCUGUACCGCGUGCACGAGUUUACAAAGGUGGAGCUGUUCGCCUGGUCGGCGCCCGACGGCGCGUCGGCGGCCGACGUCUUCGACGAGAUGGUCGACAUGCAGACCGAGAUGCUGCAGUCGCUCGGCCUGCACUGCCGCGUCCUCGAGAUGCCGAGCCACGACCUCGGCGCCUCGGCCACGCGCAAGUGCGACAUCGAGGCCUUCUUCCCGUCCCGCCGCGAGCGCAACGGCGGCUGGGGCGAGGUCACCAGCGCCAGCAUCUGCACCGACUACCAGACCCGCCGCCUGGCCACGCGGGUGCGCGUCGACGGCAAGAUGACCUACCCCUGGACCGUCAACGCCACGGCCAUGGCCGUGCCGCGUGUCCUGGCCGCCCUGCUCGAGAACGGCUGGGACGAGUCCGACAUGACGGUGACGAUACCCGAGGUUCUGCGCCCGUGGAUGGACGGCAAGGAAAAGAUUGGGCGGAGGAAGAUUCGGUAGCCAGAGAGCCCAGCGUAUUAUGUGCCAUUACUGUUAUAUCCUCCUUAAUUCUACAUGCUGUAUUGUGUACGCCACCUGGAGUGGAGCUGUCAGUUGUAUCCGUGCUGUUGACAUCAUAAUGUGGCCUCGGGGAUAAUUAGACCCCUCUCUUUGUCGUGAGGAUAGAUAGAGAGAGGUAGGUAUGCAAGCAUGCAACAUAGGCCGAUGAGUUCGAGGAAGUAAUAGGAAUCAAACAACAUCAAAUUGACUCUGAAUGGUCUCGACACUAAAGUACCUAAGCUCCAUCGACCUGAGAAUACCCCUGAGAAUACAAUACCCGAGUCCGUGCAAUCAUCAGGAGUAAAUAAACUGCAAACAAGCGCAACCAGCCUUUACCAAGGCUUUUAACUACAAUCUGCCAGCGAUGUCUCGAACAACCUACCCAAUACUGCAU
Messenger RNA from Phialemonium atrogriseum, 2108 nucleotides. RefSeq names its product seryl-tRNA synthetase. Lineage: Eukaryota; Fungi; Ascomycota; Sordariomycetes; Cephalothecales; Cephalothecaceae. The record is from RefSeq and is a predicted model, not a curated record. Gene Ontology annotation, cellular component: mitochondrion. Gene Ontology annotation, molecular function: ATP binding; tRNA binding; serine-tRNA ligase activity. Gene Ontology annotation, biological process: mitochondrial seryl-tRNA aminoacylation. Bases 113 to 1675 code for a protein of 520 amino acids. The transcript has a single exon.